AUGCCACAAAUUAUUCAUCUCGUGCGUCACGGCCAAGCCGUUCACAACCUCUGCGAAGCAGACAACGUUCUGCCUGACACCGAUCUGACACCUCUGGGAGAAGAGCAAGCUAGAGGCCUGAUCUCUAAGUGCCCAGAACUCGCCAAUGUCCAAUUGAUCGUGUCAUCGCCACUACGACGUACUCUCCAAACGACCCUGUUGGCGUUCUCGUCACAACUGAAGCGCGGGUUACAGAUUGUGGCCUUGCCAGAAGUACAGGAAGUCAGCGAUAUGAACUGCGACACUGGCAGUGAUCUCUCUGUGAUUAAGGCAGAAUUCCAACAACAACCGGUAGACUUCAGUCUCGUUGAGCCGGGCUGGCAAAUCAAGGAGGGUAAAUGGGCUCCAGUCGUGGGAAGUAUUUUAGAGAGGGCUCAGGCAGCACGGCAAUGGUUGAGCAAAAGACCUGAGGAAGAAAUCGUGGUUGUUACUCAUGGAUGCUUUCUGCAUUUUCUGACCGAUGACUGGGUGAACUCAGUUAAUCCUAAUGGUACGGAUUGGGUUAAUGCAGAGGUUCGCUCCUAUACGAUUUCGCAUGACGCGCGCGAAGGGCCAGUUUUAUGUGAGACCAAGGAGUCCAGAGAGAGGCGAGGAGUGGAAACAGUUGCUCCGACCAGGGAAGAACAACUAAAGAUGCGACAGGCCGCUUUGAAAGCAGGGCUUGAAUGGGGUCUCAUACGGGCGUCAUAGGUUUUGUCCAUGGCGCAUAUUCUGCAGCAUGAAGAAAACAGUUCUCGACCACGG
This is a messenger RNA of Fusarium oxysporum Fo47, 783 nucleotides long. Its product is annotated as histidine phosphatase superfamily. Bases 1 to 729 code for a protein of 242 amino acids. Gene Ontology annotation, cellular component: cytoplasm. Gene Ontology annotation, molecular function: phosphatase activity. NCBI's taxonomy places the organism in Eukaryota, Fungi, Ascomycota, Sordariomycetes, Hypocreales, Nectriaceae. The transcript is spliced from 3 exons. The record is from RefSeq and is a predicted model, not a curated record.